CAGCCUGUUCGUGCACCUAAAGUUCACUCGCCCGCAGCUGGUGGGUUGCUUUGAAAAAAGCACCAUGGAUGUGCAUGUAGUACGCUAUGCUUGUGUGUUGUUUCCGAGACUGAAGCUGGUCCUGAGGGGGACAGUAGCGUGAAGCUGUCGCGCGAACUUUACCGCGCGUGCCGCGCUAUCAUCCGGUUAUUACAGGGCUGAUGUCUGACAUAUAAGGUUGAUGUCGUACCCCCUCGGUUAAAAUGGGCCCGUCAGAUCUAGCCAAUGGAACCGAGGACACUGUCUACGAUGGAAGUCCGGAGGCCAGCCUGGGAAAUGACAGCGUGAACACUUACAAACCAGUUUUUGUGGAUGACAUCACCAAACACCUGAGUGUCCAAAUAUCUCUAAUCUUUGCAUACUCGCUUAUAAUCCUGCUAGGACUUGUGGGUAACACCCUGGUGAUUUACAUGAUCAUUCUGUACAGAAACAUGCGCACAGUCACAAACUAUUUCAUUGCUAAUCUGGCUUUGGCUGACCUGAUGGUGGACACGGUGUGUUUGCCCUUCACGCUGGUUUACACGUUGUUGGAUGAAUGGAAAUUUGGAGCAGUGAUGUGCCAUAUGGUGCCUUACAGCCAAGCUCUCAGUGUCCAUGUGUCCAUUCUCACCCUAACGGUCAUUGCUCUAGAGCGCUACAGGUGUAUCGUCUUCCACCUUGGCCAGCGUCUCAAUAGGUGCACCAGUUUCAUCAUUAUCGGCCUGACCUGGGCAUUUGCUGCCAUAUUGGCUGGCCCGCUGGCUAUCUUCCGAGAGUAUCGCCAGGAGGAAAUCCCGUACAUUGACUUGCGGAUCGCAGUUUGCUCCGAGAAAUGGCCCAACGGCACCAACCGGGACGCCGUCAUCUACAGUUUAUCGAUGCUUCUCCUGCAGUAUGUUGUCCCUUUGGCGAUUAUCAGCUAUGCUUAUGUGUGCAUCUGGAUCAAACUGAAGAACCACGUCAGCCCUUCAAACCGCAGCGAUGGCAUCGGCCGACGGAAGAAGACUACAAAGAUGCUGGCGCUGGUGGUCGUGGUCUUCGCUGUUUGCUGGCUUCCCUUCCACAUGUUUCAGCUGGCUAGUGAUCUCGACUUGAUCCUCAAGUUCAAAGAAUACAAACUCAUUUAUACUCUGUUUCACAUUGUGGCAAUGUGCUCAACAUUUGUUAACCCAUUGCUAUAUGGCUGGAUGAACCAGAACUACAGGAAUGGCUUUCUCAUGUUCUUCCGCUGUGAGCACAAGCCAGACACCAUCUACCCUGAUGGGUCCUUCAGGACUCGAUCUUUGAGGGGGAUGAUUGUGAAUGGCUACAAUGAUGGUCAGCCCGUAACUGCUGUUUAAUCAUGAAGACGGAGUCUUCCUCUGUCUGCAGGAGCCUGCUUAAUGCACGUUAUGUACAGUGCAGGUACGAUGGAGCUGAAGUCUCAUUGGGGUAAAAUAAUAAGAUAAUAAUUGGGUUAGGAUAAUAAAUACGGUAGAUAACUGACUUUUUACUUUGAUGACAUGGUUGGGUAGUCACCAUAUUUAUAAAGAAACCAUGGAAUAAAAAAAUAUAUAUUUAUUGUUACUGCUGAAAACUAUAUUAGAUCAUUAUGAGGAUCUUCUUCAAGAACCCCAAUUAAUUUAACUUAAACUAGCAUUACAUAUACUGUAUAGCGAAAAGCAGAUUUUCCUCAUGGUGUGCCUUUAGGUCUGCAUGGACACAAGUGGUGUCUAUUAAUCGUCGGCCUUGUGUAAAACUCUUAUUGAUAAUGUUAGGAGAUAGCCUGGAUGAUGCUGAUAGACUUUCAGCUCUGGAAACAUUUUAUCACCUAAGCUGAAAAUGGCAUGUGACUGAUCACUCUUAUAGGAUUUGGAGAAAACUACUUAUUAGCUUUCCCAUACAGCUUUAUGGCUUUUGCACGGCUGGAGCAGGACCUACUGGAAGGACAUGAUUUAAAAUCUGCCAUCGUUGCUCAUGGGGCCACAGAAUUUUUCAAUCAACUAAGCCAUAAAUAUCAUGUGACUGAAGUGAAGUCAAGUCACCUAUAUCGAUAUAAUGCUUUAUACAAUACAGUUUGUCAAAGCGGCUUUAGGAAAACAGUUCAUUUUCCAGUUAAAGCACUUCAUUUUUCGUUUGAAGCCAGUUCGUAGUUGAUUCAGUGAUGUCAUUGUCCAGCUCAGUUUAGUUCAAAUCGCUCAGGGGCCAUAUGAAACGGUCUCAUAACAGCUCUGAUUGAAGUGCGUAAACAAUUGCAUACACUUCACCAAUGACUAUUUUGAGCUGUUACAUAAAGUCCAUUUCACGCUUUAAGAGCCCUUAAAAACAGUAUCUUGCACUGGUAAAAUAUUGGUGAAAAUGUUAUUUUUGUGUGUCAUCAGAAUACACACGUCAAGCAAAUGUGAAAUUGCCAUUGCUUUGUAGAAAUCUGGUGCCAAA
Molecule: messenger RNA, 2436 nt
Organism: Puntigrus tetrazona (Sumatra barb)
Lineage: Eukaryota; Metazoa; Chordata; Actinopteri; Cypriniformes; Cyprinidae
Gene: npy7r
Product: neuropeptide Y receptor Y7
Exons: 2
Coding region: 243-1358 (371 amino acids)
Biological process (GO): G protein-coupled receptor signaling pathway
Cellular component (GO): membrane
Molecular function (GO): neuropeptide Y receptor activity
Source: RefSeq, a predicted model, not a curated record